UGAAAUCGAUAUGCGAUUGGUGGAAAUUUAUCACUUUUCAUGUUUUCACUUUAGAAAAGUUAAGAAUCGAUACCCUGGCAUGCCAGGUCCUCUUAAUAAUCUGGCAGCGUGGAUUGCACGUCAUUAUUAGUGUGAUCCUUGGCCAAAAAGGAAGAAGAAAAAUGUCAGGUCCUCCAGGUAUACUGGAAAAUGUUAGAUUAACAGCGCAACCUGAAACACAGAAUGUGAAAAGAAAUAUGCGAUGGCCGUUCAUUUGUGUUCCAGCUUCGCCGAGACAGUCCGUAGUCGGUGAUGAGCAACAAGUGGUCGCCGGUAAUCAGACAGCCGCUGCCAAUAUACAGCAGUCCAUCAAUAUGCAAACAUAUGAAUUAUUGGGACUAAACGAAUUCGGACAACCCGGCGUAAUUGGUGGAGAGAAUAGAUCACCUGAUUUGCAGCUUCCAGGCGGUCUUCAGUCCUGUCAAAUUACAGCGACACCAGUGCUAGGAACAAAAGAGUGGCAUAUGUCCGUUACACCAGAUCUCAGAAAUUAUCUUGUUCAUAAAAUGGUACAAGCAAUAUUUCCAAUUCCUGAAUCUCAGGUCAUGCUCGAUAAUAGAAUGCAGUUAGUCGCAUAUGCAAAAAAAGUGGAAAGGGAUAGAUAUGAAAUGGCUAAUUCACGAUCGGAAUAUUAUGAUUUGAUAGGUAAAAAGAUUUACAUGAUUGAUAAGCAACGACAGUAUCGGAAGAUAUGCCAACUCAAGCUGCAAGCUCAACAACAGCAGCAACAACUGCCACCAGCGGGUACAUCCUAUCCUAGAUCCAGGAGGCGCGUACGUCCUUAUCCAAAUGUAGAGAAUGUAAUACCAAAUCCGAGUCCAUCCGAGAUGAGAGCUUAUGAGAAUGUAUUUGAGUAUUUGGGAAGUUUGUCAUUAGAAGAAUCUGAAAAUAACUUGUUAUAAAAUCUUCGAAAGAUAAAUAUAAUACAGAAAAGAGUUAAACAUU
Molecule: messenger RNA, 984 nt
Organism: Nylanderia fulva
Lineage: Eukaryota; Metazoa; Arthropoda; Insecta; Hymenoptera; Formicidae
Source: RefSeq, a predicted model, not a curated record